UGUGUACUGCCGCGGUUUCCACAGCAGAUGCAGCUGCCCUGCCACUUUGGACUGUGCAUCUGUCACUAAGAUGCUAUUUUGGGGACGUGUUAUUAAAAAGGUCAGAUAAAGAAGCAAAGGCGUCCUCUCAAAGCAGAAGGAGAGCGUGUCGGGUGAAUGGAUCAGAGAGACAACAGAGUGAGGACGAGAGUGCAGAACUGCAUUGAACAGGCUUGUUGAAAAAUCGGAUUUAACUCCUGUUGUCAUGGAUAGAGACGCAGUGAACCAGGAGACACCGGAGUCUUCAGAGGGGACAAGCCAGGCUGACUCAAGCGACAGCAAGCAGACAGAUGAACGGCAGCUUGUGCACAGUAACGACCCAGAAGGCGGGACUCCAGAGGCAUGCGCGGCUGAAGGUCAGGGGCUAACGGCUGAGGUGGGGAAGGAUCCACCGCCACAAGUGAGGAGUGAGGAGGCUGCGGACACACACCCACUCCGGACAACUGCUUCAAAGUCAGCUGAAUGUGACAUAGAAGGCAAUGAACAAGACCACCAGAAGGAUCCUGAAGAGAAAGAGAAGGGGGAAGAUAGGGAAGAGCUCAAAAAUGGAGAUCUAGGUGUGGUGAAGGGUGAGAGCAAAGAUAUAGUUGAAGAAAAGGUAAGUGAAAACAAAAGUGUUGAUAAAAACCCUAAAAAGGUGGAGGAGGAGAAAAAACAAGUUAAAGAUCAAAUGAAAGAUAAAGAAGCGGUAAAAGAGGGAGAAAAACAAGGGAAGGCCAAAAGAAACCCAAGAGCAACACCUCACGCUCCAUCCCGUCCGAGGCCCUCGGCUCGCUCUGCCCGAGCAUCUAAAAAGAGCGACAUCAUCGCCAAGUUCCAACAGGGUGCACCAGAGACGCCGAUCCCACGCAACUUCAAAAUUCAAAAGUCAUCCACUGCUUCGGCCACAGGGGCCUCCAUCAAACAGAGGAUGCUGCAGUGGUGCCGCAGCAAAACUCAACACUAUCAGGGCGUCAACAUAGAAAACUUCUCCUCGUCUUGGUGUGACGGGAUGGCUUUCUGUGCGUUGAUCCAUCGCUUCUUCCCCGAGGCUUUCGACUACAGCACCUUAAAAGGCACUGAAAGGGAAAAGAACUUCACACUGGCCUUCCAAACUGCAGACUUUCAUCCAUCCAGAUAUCUACAGUAUCCAUCCUGCCAUCUAUCAUCUACGUCACUGGCCGACUGCUGGCCACUGCUGGAAGUGUCUGACAUGCUCAUGAUGGGCAACAACCCGGACCCCAUGUGUGUGUUCACCUAUGUCCAGUCCUUGUGUCACAGUCUCUCCAAACUUGAGAAAGAGGAGAAGGCCAAAGAGGGCAAUAAGAAGGAUGAGGAUGCCGCUAAAGAGCUGUCAGCGGACAAGGAUGAGGCCGAGCCUGCUCAGAGCGGGCCACUGAUACGUGGCCAGGAGGAGAAAGGUAGCGACAGCUCAGAAGCAACUGGAAAGGAAGAAGAGACCCCAAAGAGCUGCGAAACGGAGGGAGAUGGAAGAGUUUUUGUGGAGGCAGAGUCCUAGGAAAGAAAUGACCCCCCAAUAUAUAUAUAUAUAUAUAUAUAUAUAUAUAUAUAUCAUUGGAGCACUGAAUUGAGAAUAGUCUUAGUUGGUGUUUUUGACAUGCUCUUAUGUCAGCUGUGUCAUGUAUAUUUUUGUAAAAGCUGCUUUUGUUUUCGUGCACAUGAAGUAGCAAACUUUCAUUUCUAAUUGUUGUGUAUACUGAGAAAGUUACGGAGACCCUAAAGGGACAUUUCUCAAACGAGAAACUUUCUCCUUAUAAUGAGAAGCUUUCUCAUUUGAAUGAGAAACGUCUACUUGUGGGUGCAAGCUUACUUACCUGCUAGCGGUAGCUUCCUGCGUUCGGGUAGCCGUACGGUAGCUUAUUUACAACUUGCUUCCAGCGCAUGUCAGCUGAGAGUGGCAACAGAAGAGGACUUGCUCUCUUUCCUCAAAACAAGGAAUAUACAUGAUCGUGUCAUCGACCAACUAAAAGAAGAUAAGGUGUGUAUAAAUGUAAACUUUCAUCACACGAAUAUAGCAGUACAGGCUAUAGAUAGCCAUGUUUGC
This is a messenger RNA of Phycodurus eques (leafy seadragon), 2083 nucleotides long. RefSeq names its product smoothelin-like 1 (gene smtnl1). Gene Ontology annotation, cellular component: filamentous actin; microtubule organizing center. The transcript is spliced from 6 exons. NCBI's taxonomy places the organism in Eukaryota, Metazoa, Chordata, Actinopteri, Syngnathiformes, Syngnathidae. Gene Ontology annotation, biological process: actin cytoskeleton organization. The record is from RefSeq and is a predicted model, not a curated record. Gene Ontology annotation, molecular function: protein binding. The coding region runs from base 245 to 1537 and encodes 430 amino acids.